Messenger RNA from Emericellopsis cladophorae, 1641 nucleotides. Its product is annotated as Nuclear GTP-binding protein-like protein. Gene Ontology annotation, cellular component: nucleolus. The record is from RefSeq and is a predicted model, not a curated record. Lineage: Eukaryota; Fungi; Ascomycota; Sordariomycetes; Hypocreales; Bionectriaceae. Gene Ontology annotation, molecular function: GTP binding. The transcript has 2 exons. Bases 1 to 1641 code for a protein of 546 amino acids.
AUGGCAGGCACAGUGAACAAGCCGGGCACUGACGACACAGAGCCCAACUCGAAGCGCAAGCCCACUCGCCUUCGCAACAAGAUCCAGAAAGCCUCGCUGGCCAAACAACGUAAGGAACGCAAGCAGGCCAAGAAGAAUCCCGAAUGGCGCUCCAAGCUCAAGAAGGACCCGGGCAUCCCCAACCUUUUCCCCUACAAGGAGAAGCUGCUCGAGGAAAUCGAGGAGCGCAAGCUGAAGAAGGCGGCCGAGGCACAGAGGCGCAAGGAGAUGGUCAAGGCGGCCAAGACAGGCGUGGCCAAGGAGGGCGAUGAGGAAAUCCUGGAAGACGUGGUCGAGGGCGACGACGUCGAGGCUGAAGAGGACGAGGACAUGGACAUGGAGGUGGACGAGAGCAACCCCAUGGCGGCGCUGAUUGCGAGCGCGCGACGAGCGGCCGAGGACUAUGACCGCAAGCUGGCCGACGAUGAUGUGAUGGAGGACGAGUCGAGCGACGAGGAGGAGAAUGAAGACAACCGCGUGACGGCCGGUCAGGCGUCCUCGCGCAAGACGUACGACAAGGUCUUCAAAUCAGUCGUCGAGCAGGCCGACGUCGUCCUGUAUGUGCUCGACGCGCGCGACCCCGAGGGCACACGGUCUAGGGACGUCGAGAGGAGCGUCAUGGCUGCUGCGUCAGGCGGUAAACGUCUGAUCCUCGUCAUCAACAAGGUCGACCUCGUGCCGCCCAAGGUCCUGCGGGACUGGCUGGUCUACCUACGACGGUAUUUCCCGACCCUGCCCCUCUGCGCGUCCAACGCCGCGCCCAACGCGCACACCUUCAACCAUCGCGACCUGACCAUCUCGAGCACGUCGACGGCACUGUUCAAGGCACUCAAGAGCUUCGCGGCUAGUAGGCAGCUCAAGCGCGCCGUGUCGGUCGGUGUCAUUGGCUACCCCAACGUGGGCAAGUCGUCUGUCAUCAACGCCCUGCUGAGCAGGAUGGGUGGCAAGGGCGCCUCGGCGGCCAGGGCGUGCCCCGCGGGUGCCGAGGCGGGUGUGACGACGAGCAUUCGCCAGGUCAAGAUUGACAGCAAGCUCACUCUCCUCGACUCCCCCGGUGUCGUGUUCCCCUCGUCGACGGGCAGUCUGGUGUCGGUGAAGAACGCCACCGAGGCGCACGCCAACCUGGUGCUCCUCAACGCCGUACCCCCCAAGCAGAUUGACGACCCCAUCCCGGCUGUGAAUCUGCUCCUCAAGAGGUUGUCUGCCACGCCGGACCUCGUGCAGAAGCUGUUGAAUGUCUACGACAUUGCGGCCCUCAUGCCGAACCAGGCGGAUGGUGACGUGACAACAGACUUCCUAGUGCAAGUCGCGCGGAAACGAGGCAGGCUCGGGCGCGGCGGUGUACCAAACCUCGGCGCCGCAGCCAUGGCUGUCGUGACGGACUGGAGAGACGGCCGCAUCCAGGGCUGGGUCGAGCCCCCUGUACUGCCGGUCGAGUCGUCUGCCGAGGCGGCGGCCAAGCCGGUUGACAAGGUUGACUCAGGGGAAGAGGUCUCCAUGGCGGACCAGAAGCUGAUUGUCACGGAGUGGGCGGCUGAGUUCAAGCUCGACGGGCUGUGGGGUGACGACGCCUUCAAGGCAGACGGUGCAAUGGAGCAAUAG